This is a messenger RNA of Pygocentrus nattereri (red-bellied piranha), 1632 nucleotides long. It is a transcript of the gene trim55a, whose product is annotated as tripartite motif containing 55a. The record is from RefSeq and is a predicted model, not a curated record. The transcript has 10 exons. NCBI's taxonomy places the organism in Eukaryota, Metazoa, Chordata, Actinopteri, Characiformes, Serrasalmidae. Gene Ontology annotation, molecular function: zinc ion binding. Bases 1 to 1449 code for a protein of 482 amino acids.
AUGGACAGCCUGGAGAAGCAGUUGAUCUGUCCGAUCUGCCUUGAAAUGUUCACCAAGCCGGUGGUGAUCUUACCGUGCCAGCACAAUCUCUGCCGGAAAUGUGCCAACGACAUAUUUCAGGCCUCUAAUCCCUAUUUGCCAACACGUGGGGGUUCUACAGUAGGUUCUGGCGGCCGGUUCCGCUGCCCGUCCUGCAGGCACGAAGUAGUUCUAGACCGGCAUGGUGUGUAUGGACUGCAACGAAACUUGCUGGUAGAGAACAUCAUUGACAUGUACAAACAGGAGACCAUCAGCACCAGCAGUAAGGUGGAACCAGAGCAGAAGCCAGGUGUGUUGAUGUGCGAGGUACAUGAAGAUGAGAAGAUUAAUAUUUACUGUGUUACUUGUUCCGCUCCCACCUGCUCUCUGUGCAAAGUGUUUGGAGCUCAUCAGCACUGUGAAGUUGCUCCACUCAAUACUGUCUAUGACAGUCAGAAGUUGGAGAUGUCAGAAAGUGUUGCAAUGCUAGUAGGAAACAAUGACAGAAUUCAAGCUAUCAUAACCCUGCUGGAGGAAAGCUGCAGAACUGUCGAGGAGAAUGGCCGGAGGCAGAAGUCCCAUGUGUGUGAGUCAUUUGAUCACCUGUAUGCACUGCUGGAGGAGAGAAAAGGAGAGCUAACUCUGAAAAUCAGCUCUGAACAGCAAGAGAAGCUUGACUACAUAAAGGGACUACAGCGCAGGUACACAGAGCACCUGGACAAAAGCGCUAAACUGGUGGAGACUGGAAUCCAAACAAUGGAAGAACCAGAGAUGGCAGUCUUUCUGCAGACUGCCAAACCUCUGCUACAGAAGAUAUCAGAGAGUAGGAACACCUCUCAUUUAGAAAAGUUGGAGCGUGGCUAUGAGAAUAUGGAUCACUUCACUGCCAAUUUCCAGCCAGAGAGGAGAGCCAUCCUCAAAAUUGAUUUCAUCAAAGAAGAGGAUGAGGCCGAGGAUGAUGAAGAAGAUGAUGACGAUGAUGAUGAUGAUGAUGAUAAAGUUGACGGACAGGCCAGGUCCCAAAGUCAGGCAUCUGGAGGAAUAAACCCCACACCUGUCCAGCAGAAACCUAUCCUCUCUUCAGACUCCACACCACCAGUACCCAGGACAUUUGCACAGACACCACCUCCAAGCCCUGCCCAAACAUUAAAUACCAACCCAACUUCAAGUCCUGCGCAAACAACAAACACCAGCCCAGGACACAAUGCACCCUUAACCAGCCCUACUCCAGGUCCUGCACAAACAACAAACACCAAUACAGCACAGAAUACACCCUUGGCCACACCCGCUCCAAGCUCAGCCCACAACCCUCCAUCCACUACAACCACAGAGGCCUCCUCCAAUCCUGCUGGUGCAGGUAGUUCUCAAAGCACAGAUGAAGGUCUACCUCGCCAUGUUUUCUCCUUCUCCUGGCUCAAUACACCCAAAUAACAUAACCUGGCUGCUGGCCUGCUUAGGCUAGACAGACUCUCUCAAGUUCUGCUUUGUUGCUGGAAAAUCAGUGGAGACAAUGUAACAGAUUUUAUUUAUGACUUUAUUGUGUGUGUGUGUGUCUUUCCCUCAAUUGAAGCUACAAAAAGGAUGUGCUAGUAAACUAUUAUAUUUCAAAAGGAA